Salvia hispanica is the source of this 634-nucleotide messenger RNA. The record is from RefSeq and is a predicted model, not a curated record. NCBI's taxonomy places the organism in Eukaryota, Viridiplantae, Streptophyta, Magnoliopsida, Lamiales, Lamiaceae.
ACUAGUAUGGUAUCAUCCUAGUCCUUGCAAAGAAGAAGAGAAGUUAUUCAUGAGGAUCAGAUUUGGAUAUUUUGUGCUUCAAAUCAUAUUUACUUGUUUCUUUACACUCUCUUCAACCAUUGACAUCAUAAAGGCUAAUGAAUCCCUUGCCAACUAUGAAGCUUUGAUUUCUAAUGGAAAUAGAUUCAAGCUAAGUUUUUUCAGCCCACCAAAUAGCAGCCGACGUUACCUCGGUAUCAUGUACAAUCUCCCGUUGAUGACUGUUGUAUGGGUGGCUAAUAGAAACAAGCCUCUCAAUGAUUUAUCAGGAACAUUUCAGAUAUCAUCAGAUGGAAAUCUUGUGAUCUUAGAUGGUCGAAAGGAUAUUGUGUGGUCGACUAAUCUCUCAUCUUCUGUAGCUAAUUUCAGUGCUGUGCUCUUGGAUACAGGGAAUCUAGUUCUGCUAGAUAACUCCAAUAAAUCGUAUGUGUGGGAGAGCUUCCACCAUGCUUCGGAUUCUUUUCUACCAACUAUGCGGCUUUUUGUAGAUGUGAAUAGGAGCGAGAAGAAUGUACUGAUGUCGUGGACAAGCCCUGAUGAUCCGGCACCUGGAAGGUUCGCCAUGACCAUUAUGCCGGACAUCCCAGAGUCAUAA